CGUCGCGUCGCGUCCCGUCCCCCCCUCUCUCCCCUCGCCGUCGUCGAGCCGACGACGAUGACGCACAGCAGCAGCCACCACCACCACCACCACCACCACCACGCGCUCUGCUGCCUCUCCUCCGCACCGCCGCAUCCCGAAGCGUCGCCCACGCCGGCACCGGAGCCCGCCGCGGCCACCGCUACGCAGGUGCCGGGGUCGGUAGCGGUGGCCGGCGUGCUGCACAAGUGGACCAACUACGGCCGCGGGUGGCGGGAGCGCUGGUUCUCGCUCCGCGACGGGGUGCUCUCCUACUCCAAGAUUCGGGCCGACGCGGGGGGCGGGGAGGCGGCGGGACGGAUCGCUGACGACGGGGAGGUCAGGCUGAUCGGCGGCGCGUCCGCGAGGAUCGACGGGGGGCGCCGCCCGGAGAAGCCCGUCGGAGUCGUCUGCCUCAAGGUGUCCGCAUUUCGUGAGAGCAAGUCCGACGACAGGAGAUUCUACAUAUUUUCUCCCACAAAGACACUUCAUUUGAAGACAGAUUCGAAAGAUGCCCGUGUCGCUUGGAUCGAGGCCUUGAUCUUGGCGAGGAGUGUUUAUUCGCUCAGGUCACUCAGUGGAAGAAUAACUUUUGUGCAGAGUGAUGUUUCAGUUUCCACUGCAAGGCUUCGAAAUCGGAUGCACCAGGAUGGUUUAAACGAGAGUCUUAUACAGGACUGCGAACAGAUUAUGCUUUCGGAGUUUUCAAGCUACAGAAAGCAACUGAAGCUACGCUAUGACGAUCAUCUAAGCUUGUUCGGAUCUAGCAGACACCAUUUCGAGGAAGGUAAAGAUGGAAAUAUAAUACAGGGGGCGUUGACAAAAAAUGAAUUUUCUAGUUCCCGGCAUGGAAAUUUCAGUGAAUAUAGCACAACAGAAUCUGAUGAAUUUGAGAAGCAAGAUGGUGGUGAAUUGACUUGUGAAGAGGACUCUACAUUCUUUGAUGCUGCAGACUACUUCAUAGAAUCAAACAGCAGAUCUUCAACAAUGUCAGAUUCCACAGAUUGUGGUGUACACAGUGCUACUAACAUAGAUAAUCCAGGUGGCCAAGAAGUUGUGGAUAUCCAAAUUCAAGAUUCUAACAACAUGCUACCUGAAAUCAAACGACGGAGUAAACUACCAGAACCUACUGAGAAAGAGAAAGGAAUCAGCCUUUGGUCCAUUAUUAAAGAUAGUGUUGGCAAGGAUUUGACACGAGUAUGCCUUCCAGUUUACUUCAACGAGCCACUUUCAUCCCUCCAAAAGUGCUUUGAAGAUUUCGAAUAUUCCUACCUUCUGGAUCAAGCCUAUGAAUAUGGAAAAGUGGGGAAUAGCCUCAUGAGAAUCCUGAAAGUAGCUGCUUUUGCGAUCUCUGGCUAUGCUUCAUCUGUCGCGAGACCUUGCAAACCAUUCAAUCCAUUGUUAGGAGAGACUUAUGAAGCUGAUUUUCCUGAUAGAAGGAUCCGCUUUUUUGCCGAGAAGGUUAGUCAUCAUCCAAUGCUGAUUGCCUGCCACUCUGAAGGCAAGGGCUGGAAAUUCUGGGGCGACAGCAAUGUAAAAUCCAAGUUCUGGGGGCAGUCAAUUCAAGUUGAUCCUGUUGGCGUUUUGACAGUGGAAUUUGAUGACGGUGAAAUCUUCAAGUGGAGUAAGGUGACAACAACUAUUAAUAACCUCAUUCUUGGGAAGCUGUACUGCAACCAUCAUGGAAUUAUGCACAUAAAGGGGAAUCGGCAGUAUUCAUGUAAACUCAAGUUCAAAGAGCCAUCGCUGCUUGACCGCAAUCCUCACCUAGUACAAGGCUUCGUGGAGGACAAUGAUGGAAAGAAGGCUUCAUUUUUAAUAGGAAAAUGGGACGAAAGUAUGUACUAUACAAAUUUAGAUACUUCCAAGGUCAAGAGCGCCGAUCAAUUGCAAGGUGCCUCCCUACUUUGGGAAAAGAACAAGCCUUCUCCCAACCCAACUCGUUACAAUCUAUCUUCUUUUGCGAUCACAUUGAAUGAGCUGACCCCAGAGCUUCAGGAGAAACUCCCCCCUACUGAUUCACGGCUAAGACCAGACCAGCGGCAUUUAGAGAACGGUGAGUAUGAGAAGGCAAAUACAGAGAAGUUGAGGUUGGAACGGCGGCAAAGAAUGUCGACUAAACUUCAAGACAAUGGUUGGAAGCCUCGAUGGUUCGAGCAGGACGCAGAGGACGGGGCAUAUCAUUACAAAGGUGGGUACUGGGAAGCAAGGGACGAAGGACGCUGGGACGGAUGCCUCAAUAUAUUCGGGGAGUUCUCAGAAACGUGAACGAUAGGCAUUGCAGCAACACUUGGUUCAUCCACCCCAACUGCAAUGCGACGAUCGACGUCGGAGCAGCAUUGCGCCCCAAGGCAUCAUCGGGUUGAGGAAGAAGAGGAGAGAGGAAUGCAAUGCAGUGGCCAGUGGAUAUAGAGGCAUUGAAGAAGAAUGCCUUGCCGUCUUGAAUGGUAGAUAGAUAUGGAUGGCGAUGGUCUCCGGCCCUUUAUUAGUACCUAAAUAAUAAUUCAGCCAUUCUUUCGUUCGUUUGUGUUGUAUGCUUGUUGUUCAGUAGUCUUUUCCUUGUGGGAUUGGCUGGUGAAGCAACUCUUAUCUGGAUGUUUCGUAGAUCGUAGUCAUUUGUAGAAAGAAAAUAGAGGAUGAGUUUACAAAAAAUUACCAUAGAGUGGACAGAUAAUGGCAUAAGCUCGGCAAAGAAAAUCCCAUUCGUUGCUU
Triticum dicoccoides is the source of this 2730-nucleotide messenger RNA. Its product is annotated as oxysterol-binding protein-related protein 2A-like. Bases 58 to 2286 code for a protein of 742 amino acids. Gene Ontology annotation, molecular function: sterol binding. Gene Ontology annotation, cellular component: membrane; cytosol. NCBI's taxonomy places the organism in Eukaryota, Viridiplantae, Streptophyta, Magnoliopsida, Poales, Poaceae. The record is from RefSeq and is a predicted model, not a curated record. The transcript is spliced from 10 exons.